CUUGAUAAAGCGCAUAUAAUCAUACUGGAUACGAUUUAUCCAUUUCCAUGGCGUUACUAUCGACCCAGAGCCAAGCAGGUCACCUGGACCCAGGACUAACGCGGGCUCACCGGGUCUAAAGCGCUCGAUCUGUCGUGUUUCCGGCGAUGUCCGCGUCCUGCCUCGAUCUGCGCAGUGUUAUUUCAGCACCACCGCAGCUGGACAGCGACCGCAUGGACCGAGCUCUCGAUCCCAGCCGCCAAAACUCGCCAGACUCCGCCGGGGAAUACCAGACCCUCACGCUGCUACACACCGCGCCCGGGGGGCUCGGCAUGGCUCUGGAGGAGGAGCUGGCCAUGCUCACCCGCGAACGGGAGGAGGACCUGGAUGUAUCCGCCACGGAGGCACCUGUGAGCGGACAGAAUUCUGACCUACUGUCGCUCUUCCGGCAAAAAGAGAAGGAUUUGGUCCUUGCUGCUAAACUGGGCAAAGCUCUACUUGAACGGAACCAAGACCUCACAAAGCAAUAUGACAACAUGACCAAGGAUUUAAACGACAAACUCGAACUCCUGGAGCAGGAGAAGCACGAGCUGCGACGGCGUUUGGAGAGUCGUGAGGGCGAGUGGGAAGGCCGGGUGGCCGAACUGGAGACAGAUGUGCAACAGCUGCAGGGGGAGCUGGAGAGAAAUCAGGUGCAGCUGCGUGAGGCCGACCGUGACAAGAGCCGAGCCAUCAGUGAGCUGUCAGAACAAAACCAUCGCCUGCUGGAGCAGCUCAGCAGGGCCGCCGAGAUGGAGAAGCAGUUGUCUACUCAGGUUCAUUCUUUACGGGAUGAUUUCAAAGAGAAAAGUCUCUCCACCAACCAGCACAUGAUGCGCCUUGAGACCCUCCAGGCUGAGCAAGGGCUUGAAAUAAAGAUGUUGUCAGAUCGUAAGCAGGAACUUGAGCGACGUGUGAACGCCAUGCUGGAGGAAAACCAGCAGCUGCAGCACAUGAGUGAAGAGCUGAGAGAGCGAACGCUGGUGCUGGAGAAACUGUGUCACCAGAAGGACUUACAGCUGCGUCAGAGUCAGCUGGAGCUGCAGGAAGUGCGCAUGUCUCAACGGAAGCUGAGCGCUCGUUUGGAGGAGCUGAAGGAGGAACGCAGUCUACAGGGCUUCAGUCCGAACCCACACAGCAUCCUCUGUGAGAUCGAGCAGAGCAUGGAGCAGGAGGAGCUGGAGCAGGAGAGAGAGCAGCUCCGGCUGCAGCUGUGGGAGGCUUACUGUCAUGUGCGCUCCAUCUGUUCCCAGCUGAGAGGAAAUGACAUCACAGACUCCGCCUUAUCCACAGACUCAUCCAUGGACGAGUCUUCGGAGUCGCUGUCGGCUAAAGACGUCCCCACGGGGAGUUUGCACGCAAAUCUUCUGGAGCUGCGCAGACUCACGCAAAACCUGCUGGACGGCAACGAAUCUACGAGUUCACGGCGCAGUGAUGAGGACGUUCUGGAGGAGCAGGUGCGGAAACUAAACGAGGAGCUGCGAGAGCUUAGAGAACUGUACGAUCAGGAGCAAGAAAAAACACGCAACAGCCAGGAAGAGGUGCUACAGCUCCAUAACCAGGUGGCGUUGCUCUCAGUAGAAGUUUCUUCUUCGAGAGAGGAAAAUGAGCACUUGAGAGCGAUGGCAGAAGUACACAAGCCCAACGAACAGUUGCAGAGCGCUAUACGAGACAGAGAUGAAGCCAUUGUCAAGAAGAAAGCCGUAGAGAUGGAGCUGGCGAAGUGUAAGAUAGACAUCAUGUCUUUAAACAGUCAGCUGUUGGAUGCUAUACAGCAGAAACUCAACCUGUCUCAGCAGUUAGAAGCCUGGCAGGAUGAUAUGCACAGAGUUAUCGAUCAACAGCUGAUGGAUAAACACCAGGAGGAGUGGAAGGAUCCUCCGUACUCCUUCAACGGGUCACGAGGAGGAGCUCCAUCCAGACGAGUGCAUCGCCUCUCGAGAGGAGAAAAGCACCUCUUUUCAUUCUUCAAGAAGAACUGAGAUUAUCUGAAGACAUGGAGGAAGACAGUGUGAGAACAGACGUGAGAGAAGGCAGAAAGUCAGUCGAAAUCACCACAUCAGUGCUUCUCAACUGGUUUUG
This is a messenger RNA of Carassius auratus (goldfish), 2100 nucleotides long. RefSeq names its product BICD family-like cargo adapter 1. The transcript has 11 exons. Bases 147 to 2000 code for a protein of 617 amino acids. The record is from RefSeq and is a predicted model, not a curated record. Lineage: Eukaryota; Metazoa; Chordata; Actinopteri; Cypriniformes; Cyprinidae. Gene Ontology annotation, biological process: Golgi to secretory granule transport; vesicle transport along microtubule.